CUCGCUGUUACCUUUUCUAAAGCGUGUUCAUUACUUAAACCUGAUAGAAUUGAAAAUGAUUUGGUUAUGGUUGCAAUAUUAAAUUCAUUAAGUGCUUUACCUGAAAAUGAUCCAGAAUAUGGGAAAGAUGAGGAAAUGUUUAAAAAUACAAAAAAUGUUAGUAGUGAUGAAGAAUUAAUAGAUGAAGAAGUUGAACAAACAGAAAAUGAGGAUGAAGUGUUGUGAAAAAUUUUUUUUUUGGUUUUUUGUGAUAAACUGGUUUUUAUGUAUUGUUGGAAAUCAUUGAUUUUAUUGGAUACUUUUCCAUUAUUUUUUUAAUAUUUUUUUAUUUUACCCUUUUCAGUUUUUUUAAAUAAUGGCUUUGGAUGAGGAAUUUUCUAAAGAGCUUCUGGAGAGAAUCUCAACGUUGGCUGAGAGGAUUGAGAAUGUUGAUAUUAUUAAACGUCAGCAAACAGUUUUGGAUAAUUUAAAAACUCUUCGAAUUGGUAAGAAGAAAUUGCUUCAUCAAUUACAACUUUUAUUGGAAAAGGAAGCGGAUGUUCAAGUAACGAAUGAUUUGAUUCAGAAACUUCUUCAAUCAUUCAAUGAAUUAAGAAAGCAAGAACAAGAAUUUACUUGUGCAAUGAGAGAAGUUGUAGUUAAAUUUUGUGGUGAUUUGAAUGAUGUACUUCCAAAAUUGAAUGAAGUACAACAAAUUUUGAAAAAUGAUAAGGACAAUAAAUUUUCAGAGUUUAAUUUGUUGGAAGUCGAACGUUUGACUCUUAAGCUCAAAAAUGUGCAAGAGAUGAUUUUUGGUUUUAAUGAAAUGUUCAAGGAAGCUGAAGAUGCUUCUGGUCUUUUGGAUGAACAACUGAAGACUCGUUUGAGCAUUUAUUUUGAAAAGGUUUUUUUAUGGCAAUUAUCUUUUCAUAUUCUUGAGGGGUUUAUGAUCUUUUCAUUUUUCCAACAUUUAUGAAUUUGUCCAAUCUGUUAAACCUAGAAAAAUCUCUAAACAUUCACUUCUUUAAAAUAAGUAAAAAUUAUCUGUUAUGUAUGGGGUUCGAACCUUCUUCUAAUUGUAAGAUUUUUGUGUUUAAUACUAGCCUUUUCUCACCUUCUCCAAUAUAUUU
Molecule: messenger RNA, 1109 nt
Organism: Meloidogyne enterolobii
Lineage: Eukaryota; Metazoa; Nematoda; Chromadorea; Rhabditida; Meloidogynidae
Source: the annotation of a GenBank genome assembly